CUCUGCGCCGGGCCCCGACUGCGAGACCGCUGAGCUGCGCAGGGCCCCGCCCCGGGCUCCAUUGUUGAGGCAGCGGGCGCUCCGCGGGCUGCGCUCCUCUUGGCUGUCCUGCGCGCACGAGCCACUGGAUCCUGAGCAAUGGAAGAGUUAAUAGUUGAACUCCGCCUCUUUCUGGAGCUCCUGGAUCAUGAGUACCUCACUUCAACUGUCAGAGAGAAAAAGGCAGUGCUCACCAACAUCCUGCUUAGGAUACAGUCAUCCAAGGGCUUUGAAGGGAAGGACCAUGCUCAGAAGGCAGAGGCCAACAGCCUGCCCGCACCCCCCCAGAUGCCUCUGCCGGAAAUCCCUCAGCCAUGGCUGCCUCCUGACAGUGGGCCUCCGCCCUUACCGACAUCCUCUCUUCCGGAGGGUUACUAUGAGGAAGCCGUGCCGCUGAGUCCUGGAAAAGCCCCAGAGUACAUCACCUCAAAUUAUGACUCUGAUGCCAUGAGCAGUUCCUAUGAGUCAUAUGAUGAAGAGGAGGAGGAUGGAAAAGGGAAGAAAACUCGGCACCAGUGGCCUUCAGAGGAGGCCUCGAUGGACCUGGUGAAAGACGCCAAGAUCUGCGCCUUCCUGCUGCGCAAGAAACGAUUUGGCCAGUGGACCAAGCUGCUCUGCGUCAUCAAGGACACCAAGUUGCUGUGCUAUAAAAGUUCCAAGGACCAGCAGCCUCAGAUGGAGCUGCCGCUGCAAGGGUGCAGCAUCACGUACACCCCGAGGGACAGCAAGAAGAAGAAACACGAGCUGAAGAUCACCCAGCAAGGCACAGACCCUCUGGUUCUCGCCGUCCAGAGCAAAGAGCAGGCUGAGCAAUGGCUGAAGGUGAUCAAAGAGGCCUACAGUGGCUGCGGCGGCCCCGUGGAUCUAGAGGGUUCUCCACCACCCAGCGCCAGUGCCCCGGUGAACAAGGCAGAACUGGAGAAGAAACUGUCUUCAGAAAGGCCCAGCUCUGAUGGAGAAGGUGUCGUGGAAAAUGGAGUCACCACAUGUAAUGGAAAAGAACAAGUGAAGAGGAAGAAAACCUCCAAGUCGGAGGCCAAGGGAACUGUGUCCAAGGUCACUGGGAAGAAAAUUACCAAGAUCAUUGGCCUGGGAAAGAAGAAGCCAUCCACAGAUGAGCAGACGUCAUCAGCGGAGGAAGACGUGCCCACCUGUGGUUACCUAAAUGUGCUCUCCAACAGCCGCUGGCGGGAGCGCUGGUGCAGAGUGAAGGACAGCAAGCUCGUUCUCCAUAAGGACAGAGCUGACCUGAAGACCCACAUCGUCUCCAUCCCUCUCCGUGGCUGUGAGGUGAUUCCAGGCUUGGAUUCCAAGCACCCACUGACCUUCCGGCUGCUUCGAAAUGGACAGGAAGUGGCCGUGCUAGAGGCAUCAUCUUCUGAAGACAUGGGCAGAUGGAUUGGCAUCUUACUGGCUGAGACGGGGUCAUCAACGGACCCAGGAGCCCUGCACUAUGACUACAUAGAUGUGGAGAUGUCAGCGAAUGUCAUCCAGACGGCCAAACAGACCUUCUGCUUUAUGAACAGGCGGGCAGUGUCCACCAGCCCCUACCUGGGGAGCAUCUCCAACGGCUAUGCCCACCCCAGCGGGACAGCGCUGCACUACGAUGACGUCCCCUGCGUCAACGGCUCGUGGGACGUGGAUGGCGGCUUUCCUGGCUGUGGGAGCAGAGGCCUGGCAGAAGAGGUGCUCUAUGAUAACGCGGGCCUCUACGAUAACUUGCCAUCGCCGACAAUCUUUGCUCGCUCCUCUCCUGCUGACCGGAGGGCGUCUCGGCCACCCGCUGACAGGCUGUCCUCUAACCACUACAAAUCCCCCACCUCCUGCAGCCCGCCCUGCUCCCCAUCUCUCACUAACACCUCUUCUGUCGGGAGGGCGUCUCUUGGGCUGCACUCCCAGUUGAAGAGCAAAAAACCUCCAGUGUCAUCUAAUGGGGUUCCUGUAAAGGGGAAGGCUCCCAGCAGCCAGCAAAAAAAGGCGGAUUCUGCAGGCGGUGUGAAACGGACAGCAUCAAAUGCUGACCAGUACAAAUAUGGUAAGAACCGGGUGGAAGCUGACGCUAAGAGGUUACAGUCCAAAGAGGAGGAGCUGCUGAAGAGGAAAGAGGCUCUGCGGAACAGACUGGCACAGCUCCGGAAAGAGCGGAAGGACCUGAGGGCCGCCAUCGAAGUGAAUGCAGGCAGGAAGACCCAGGCUGCCCUGGAGGACAAGCUGAAGAGGCUGGAGGAAGAAUGCAAGCAGAGGGAGGCGGAGCGGGUCAGCCUGGAGCUGGAGCUGACGGAGGUCAAGGAGAGCCUGAAGAAGGCUUUGGCAGGUGGUGUCACCCUGGGACUGGCCAUUGAGCCCAAGUCAGGCACAUCCAGUCCACAGUCUCCUGUGUUUCGGCAUCGGACUCUGGAAAAUUCUCCCAUCUCCAGCUGUGAUACAAGCGAUGCUGAGGGCCCCCUGCCUGUGAACAGUGCAGCCGUCCUGAAGAAGAGCCAGCCAGCCUCAGGCAGCUCCCCUUGCCGUGGGCACGUGCUGCAGAAGGCCAAGGAGUGGGAGCUGAAGAAUGGGACAUAGAGGGACCCCAGCCACACCCAGACAGAGACUGCGUACUGCCACCAGCCUCACUGUGCGACACGUGCGCCUCCCAAAGUGGCCUGAGCAUGACUUGAAGUUUGGACUGAGUCUGCCGCUGACCCUGGGCCGGCUUACGUGCGCACUUUCUACUGUAUGACGGUGCCCUUUAGGAAAGUUUACUUAAAAACUUCGGUGUCCAAAUUUACUUGUUAAAAAGCAGAAACAAAAGGGGUUGAAGAGUUGUUCUGAAGCACCCUCUGGCAGAUGGGGCAGUCGCAGUUCUGAGGACCUCAGCUUAACCCCAGCCUGCAGCCCACGGACUGUAUGGCCCUGUGAGAUAGGAUGGCCCGAGCCUUCCCCACGUGCGGCCAGAGCUGCAUACCUCACCCUGUUUGCCAGAGGGUCCUGCUCUGUAGCAGCAGCAUGAACUCCCUGUGUCUCUGCAGCACCCCCCACUUCCCCGCCCCCCAGUCCCCCGUCACUGGAGGUGAAGCCGUGAGGAAUUGUGCUGUGAAGCGAUUUUUAAGGUUUGGUUUUGCUUUUGGAUAGACAUUUUUUGUUGCCGGGAUGGAAAGGUUGUCAUUCCUUUUACCACUGUUUUUCCUUUGUUUGCUUUUAAAGAAAACAUCCCCUUUUAUCAUGUGCUUUGCUUGGGUUUUAGGAACUUUACAGAGUCCCUGUUUCCCAUUUUAUGGUGUAUUUUGAGAGGCAGCACAGAGCUUUCAGCCCUCAGCUAGCAUAUGCACCUUUUCCCUGACCCGAGACCCCAGCCCCCCUGACUGCUGAGCAGGAAACACACUGGCCACCAUCUGCCUGUGGAUCUAACAGAGCAGGAUCUAGAACCUGUAGUCGAACCUGGACCAUCUUUGAACAGAGACGAUCGUCUCAGAGCACCUCCCUCUGGUUUACAGUGGAUCACAGGUUCUGAUUGGGUGGGCCUCCUCCCCACUCUCCUGUUUGCCUCUGCACUUGCUUGUGUAGUUCAGAUGUUCAGGAUUGUGAUGCCUACAGCUCAUGGGUGAGGCUAGCCUCUACCGUAGGGGUCUGAGAGUGAAACUGGCUUUUUGGGGCUUCCACAGUACUGUCCAGACCUUUCCACCAUGGGGAGAUGCUGGCGGUAAGGAGGAAGUUAGCCAUCUCUGCAGACUUGUGCAGGACCCAUUAUACAUGAGCAACGGGCAUGUUCCCUAGACUGAGAAGCUGGAGAUGCUGUGCCGGAGGCAAGCCUUCCCAUCACAGCCCAGAAUGUCCUUAGCACACACAGAAGGAAAGUUUCCCAGGCUCUCUCUAGAGGUGCCUUUAGGCCUGCCCUGGGCAGUGUCCAUGUUUGGGGUCAGCACUCUGUGCGUCAGCCCUGUAGCAGCUGCCUUGGAGUUGCCAAAGAGCAGCAAGGUGUCACCAGUGUUCAGGGACAUCACUCCAGCCAUGGGGAGCUGCUCAGCUGGAGGUCUCCCCCAAGCUGGCCCUGUGUAAGCCACUUGCCAGCUGUUUGAUGGUGCUUCAUUCUAGUGCCUUCCUCUACACCAGCAUCCAUGUGGUCUAGUCUCCACCAGGAAACUGUGCAGAAGGACCAGGAAGAGGGAAGCAGCCUCCACACACACCAACCUGCUCACAGAGCAGCCACUGGGUGAGCCCCUUGGGUCACCAGAGGGAGCUGUGACCAUUUCAUAUCACAUGACAUUAGUGUUCUGAAAGGGAAGAGACUUUGAUGUGCCAUAGACUUCUGCUGCCUUCGGUCUCAGAGCAGUGUUUUUGGCCACUCUGACAGUACCCCGCUUUGCUAGGAAAGCUGUUCCAGGCUUUGAUUGUUAAAAUAAGGAAAAAAUGUCCAACUAACAGCCAGUCCUGGCCAGCAUAGUCUGUAAUGGAGUGGGGAUAUUAGUGGAACAUCAUGUCCAGCAAAUAAGCCUCAAUUCAGCUUGUCCUGAUGAAGACAAAGCAGGCUCCAGGAUCCUGGUGUCUGUAUUUCAUACUGAGAAAUCUAGGCUUGUAAUCCAUUCGGCUACCUGUAAGUUCCACAGAGCCAUAUAAAGUAGGUCCCAGGGAAGGCAAGGCUUCUGACACAGGGCUCUGCUGUCCCAUGUUCCCAUUAAUGUUCUUAGAUUUGGUCAGAAAGCUAGUUUAAAGCAUUUGUUUCAAAGUAAGUUAUUUAUUUGUAUAUGUUCAAUAAAUAUAAUUUUAAUUUAUAUAUGUACAUAUUGGACACCCUUGAGACAUCCUGUCUGGAUUCUCACAGUGUUCUCAUUCUACGACCCUCCCAAAGCCACAGGCAUGACUCCAGCCAUCAAUGGCCCAGUUUUGCUUUGUGUGGAGUCAGGUGGGCAGAGGGCCAAGCCAGCCCCCUUUUGUGAGCAGUCAGGUCCUCUGGAUCAUGGGAGGUGCCCCGUCUUUUGGGGUCUCUCCUUGUCUGAGGCCACAGUGUUUCUUGGGGUCUACCUUUGUUACAAUUUGGCAAGAUGUCAUCAGCUUUCACAAUCCCCUCUCCUUUUACGUCCAUUCACUAACUAACCCUUUGCAUACAAAUAUCAUGCUCACCUGGGGGCCUGCUGUGGCCCCCUGCUUGGGCAUGGGUAUAGGCCCUCACUGCCACACAGUCUCAUAUACCAGUGUUCUUGCAAGGGUGAGCUUGGGUCAGUCAGGUCAUUCCAGGUGCCAGAAUGCCCUAUCAGCUGGCUAUGGACUCGCUGCACACAGAAUCUCCCAGCAUGCUCGCUGUUCCCCUGCCUCACAUGCCCGUGUCUCGUCUCGUGCAUGCUUUGGUGCUGCCUCAUCUGUCCACUUGCCCAAUUCGCUUUUGGCUGUUUCUUUGUCAACCAAGCCCACACUGAUAGGCUGGAGAAUUGGCACAUUCAGAAAACCUGCCUUGAAAAGCAAUAUCCGAGGCCCUGGGGCCAUCAAGGAAGGCUUCCACUCUGUGGGGACUGCAGUUCCCCCACCAGUUAGAAUUCACAUGCAAGCAACAGCAGGGGGUCCCUGGCCUCUCCUUCUAGAGACAAGGGACAAGGCUCCCCUGUAGUUUGAUACCAUCCUAUGCUCUGGGUGCUUGAGCCAAGUGACUCCUCCAUUUACACCUGCCCUCACCAGCAGACAGGAUACACCCGAGGUCCAUUCUAUGGGCGUGGCAAAGUCAAUGUGAUUGACUGUUGUCUUCCUCUUUUCUUUUCUAAAGUAAUUUUAAACCAGAAACAUUUCAAAUCCAUGACAUAGUUUUUAAAGAUGUAAUUGAAUGUCUGGGUCCUGUUCCCACUGACUUACUACUAACCACACCAGCGAGCUGGGUUUCUACUGUGAAAUAAACUGAAAAUAACAGUGAAACACCUGUGCCUUCCGCAAACAACUCAGCCCCAGGAAGAGGCGGAAGCAGCAAGCAGCCAUGUCACUCUCGUGGGAAGCCCGCACUUCAGCACUGAGGAACACUCUUUGCCAGUAGCUGGGGACACACCACUGUGGUCUUUGGAAACCUGGGCUUCCCACACACUUGAUUGAAGUAUGCUUUCAAAAUGGUGUCUUCGGUUCAUAAUUCUUAGGGACCAAAGGUGUUUUUAAUAUGAUGUUUUAAUUGAUUUUCUAACAAAGGUUUACUUUACAUUUUAACAUCAGUUUUUACAUUCUAGAUAGUCCAAAUGAAUUACUCAUGACUCUAAGUUGUAAAAUG
Molecule: messenger RNA, 6256 nt
Organism: Psammomys obesus (fat sand rat)
Lineage: Eukaryota; Metazoa; Chordata; Mammalia; Rodentia; Muridae
Gene: Afap1
Product: actin filament associated protein 1
Exons: 18
Coding region: 139-2601 (820 amino acids)
Cellular component (GO): cytosol
Molecular function (GO): SH2 domain binding; SH3 domain binding
Source: RefSeq, a predicted model, not a curated record